Ciona intestinalis (vase tunicate) is the source of this 2429-nucleotide messenger RNA. The record is from RefSeq and is a predicted model, not a curated record. Lineage: Eukaryota; Metazoa; Chordata; Ascidiacea; Phlebobranchia; Cionidae.
AGGGUGGCUAAAUUUGUUAUAUUAAUAGUUAAUGUUUAUGAUAAAGAAUGUUGAAUAACUGAUAACAAGGAAAUAUUGGAGUCUUCUCUUAUUUCUGGGGAUUUAUAUUUUGAAGAGGUUUAAAUAGAAGCAAACAAUAUGAGAGACAGAUUACAAGAACUGAAAAAUGGCAUGCCGGGCGACAUGGACGACGAUGACGACGUUGCCGUUCAAGUUGAAGCUGAUGGCGACAAUAUGUCUGAGUUCUUUAAACAGGUUGAAGAGAUACGAGGCUACAUUGAUGUAAUAUCAACCAAAGUACAAGAAGUUAAAAUAUUACACAGCGAUAUUUUGUCCGCACCACAAACUGAUGAUGCCACCAAUGAGAAGAUGGAGGACUGCAUGGCCGAUAUAAAGAGGAACGCGAAUAAAGUUCGAGGAAAACUGAAGUUGAUUGAACGAAAUAUGGAAGAAAAUUCAAAUGUUUUGCCCGCAGAUCUAAGAAUGCAAAAAACUCAACACUCAACGUUAUCGCGCAAGUUCAUUCAUGUAAUGACGGAAUAUAACGCGACACAAAACGAUUAUCGUGAACGCUGUAAAGCAAGAAUACAACGCCAGCUUGAAAUAACAGGGAAACAGGUGUCAGAUAAUGAGAUCGAAGAUAUGUUGGAACGAGGAAAGGAUGGAAGCUCUGCUAUAUUUACUGGAGGGAUAAUCAUGGACACUCAGCAAACUAAACAAGCUUUGAACGAUAUCGAAGCUCGCCAUAAUGACAUCAUAAAGCUUGAAACAAGUAUAAAGGAGUUACAUGAUAUGUUUAUGGACAUGGCUAUGCUAGUAGAACAACAGGGUGAAAUGGUGAACCAAAUAGAAUACAACGUAACGAGCGCUGCAAGUUACGUUGAAACUGCCAAUACUGAGAUUAAAAAAGCCGUUAAAUAUCAAAGCGCUGCGCGAAAGAAAAAAAUUAUCAUCAUCGUAAUUGUUCUAAUUGUGCUUGCUGUAAUUGGAAUUAUAGUAGGGGUUUCUGUCGGUACUAAGACUUAAGCACCAAAGGUCUGCCUAUCCUACCAACCCAGAAAAAAAUUAUCAUCAUCGUAAUCAUUCUUAUUGUGCUCGGUGUCAUUGGACUUAUAGUAGGGUUAACUGUUGGUUAAGAACCAACGUGACUUACAACAAAGUGCCAACAUUACAUACAAGGGGUUUACAGAUGUAAUUGCAGUGUCCAUGCACCCUGCACUUGUACUUUGCUUUUACUGACCCUUAUACUUCAAUAUGUUCCACUUGUACAAACAAUUUACUUUCCCACUAUGUAGCAUGGCUAAGGCACUGGUGUCCCGUUUUCCCCAAAUUGGUUUGACUUUUAAAUUCUUCAUAAAUUACUAGAUAAUUAGUAAAAAAUAUGCAAAAACUAUUAUUUGUGCUUGAAAUUUCAAUUAUUGGGACCUGAUUUUAUUCUUACAACUCCUUAAAAAAAUAGGAAAUCACAUUUAAUUCAAAAGUUUGGGGUAAUGGGUCAACUCUGGCCUAAAUCCCAGUUCCCUUGAAAUGCUACUAUGUAAGACCCAUAUAGAAUUGAAUGCAAGCUAGCUGUUCAUGGUUUCAAUUAUUCCUGACUACACCUUGCAAUAAGUCCACGCAAUACUUUUGACUUGUGUCAGCAUUUGUAAUUAAAACAGAACAGCCGUAAAAAGACGGUCAAAUUAAAAGUGAUUUUUUAUUUCAUUUUAUUCUUUAGAUUAUAUUUUUGUUGUUUUAACGCUAAUAAUAAUGUUGUUACUUAUUUGUCAACAAUUUCGAUUAUUCCAUCUUCUAUAUCUCACUGUUACAUCACAAAGGGUCUUAUUGAUAUUUUAAUUCCAAAUAAUAAUCCCAACAAACAAAAUAAAUGACAUACGGCCCAAUUCCAAAUUUGUUCCAAUUUCAGUCCAUGAAAUUCACCGUGGCAUCAGGCAAAUGCCACUGUUAUAGUUUGCAACUGUGGCGAAAAAAUAGCCACCGUAGAAUUGGAUUUGCUUCUGUGGCAGUAAAGAAUGCCACAGUAGUAACUACUUUAUCAAGGCAAAUUGUAGUUAUUAAAAAAAUGCAUUUAAUAUUCUUGGGUGUGAUAUUGCAUCCUCAAGAACGAGCAUGCGGUAAAUUGCCGUGGUAGAUUAAGUUUCCAUGGCGAUUAUGUUGCCACGGUGAUGCGAGGUGAAUUUCAUGGACUUCCAUUAUUUUAAUUCUUUCUUUAUGACAUCAUAACCAACUGUGUCCGUCACCAAUUGAAGCAGCCUUAAUUUUGUACCUCAUCCAAGUCCCCAUAACUUAUCAGAUUUCUAUGCUUAACAUGUACAAGUACUUUGUGCUCGUUUUAAAGUGCGAAAAUUUUUAUUUAAUCCAUUUUCAACUUGUGAUGGAUAAAUCUAUUUUGCUCCUUUAAGAAUAUACCAAAAAAUAAUUGAAAAAAA